UUCACCGCGCGCUUUGGUUGAAGCCGAACCAGAACAUCAUGGCGAUUGACGGUGGCGAGCGUAACUGUGGCGUGCAUGAGCUGAUCUGCGUCAGAAAAGUCUCUCCAGAGGUGCUGGGGUUUCUGACGGCCAUCGGCCUCUUCAUCAUCCUCAUGACCCUCCUCUUCUGGUAUGUCAACAACAAGUUGACGCUAGGGAACCCAGGGAGCCUUCAGUGCCUUGAUGAGUUGAAGAAAAACACAGAGCUGCCAGACAAUGCCGACCUGCAGGGCUCGUCAUCGGACAGCGAGGAUGAGCUGAUGGGUCAGUAUCGGGAAGCAGUCAGCCGCUCGCAGGGCCUGAGGGGAGGAGCCAAGGCAGCCACUAAUGUCAGACACGCGGGAGGUUUCCGCUGGGAGAGCAGGCACAAGUACAGCGCCCUGGGCGCCGAUUAUGACGGCUACAGCAGCGAAGCCUCCGCUGACGACGUGAACUGCAUCCAGCGGAUGAGACGCACGCCGCCACUGGAUGAGCUCCAGCCACCGCCCUACCAGGAUGAGAAUGGCUCUCCGCGGAUGUCCUGCACGCUGUCCGACCUGGGAGACGCCAAGUGUGACCUGUCCCAUUCCAGCGGCAGUCCCCACCUGUCCUUCGGUAAAUGUCCCAGUGAGGGCAGUGACGGCCACGAGACGGGGGGUUACCUCAACAAGGGCUAUGAGGAGGAUGUGCCCAGUGACAGCACCGCCGUCCUCAGCCCAGAGGAUAUGUACGCCCGAGGAUCAGCAGCACUACUCCCUAAAGGCUAUGAACCAGAUCAUGCUGGGAAAUACGGCACCCUAGACGUGGUGUUCAACUACGACUCAGAGGAGCAGCAGCUGGGGGCAACCAUCAUGGCAGUAACGGACCUGCCGGCCCACAAACGCACCGGCAACUUCUCCUGGCAGGUCCACCUGGUGUUGUUGCCCACCAAGAAGCAGAGGGUAAAGACGGGAAUCCAGAGGGGCCCGUGCCCCAUAUUCACAGAGACCUUCCGCUUCAGCCACGUGGAGUCAGAAAUGAUCGGCAACUACGCCAUCAGAUUCCGCCUUUACAGUAUGCGGCGGAUGAAGAAGGAGAAGGUGCUCGGGGAAAAGGUGUUCUACCUCACCAAGCUCAACCUUCAGGGCAAAAUGUCUGUGCCAGUCAUAUUAGACCCAUGCUGUGCUCUCCUGGGUGGCGAAUCCCAGGUCAGCCUCUCAGACAUGACAUGCAGUGAAAGCGCCUCAUCAUUCCAGUCAGUAAGUCAGACCUCCACACCUGAGAUCCUCGUGGGCCUGGUGUACAACGCCACAACGGGACGUCUCUCUGUGGAGAUCAUCAAGGGCAUCCAUUUCAAAAACCUAGCUGCCAACAAGCCACCCAAUGGGCUGUUCUGUUGUCUAAAACACUUGAUAGGUGGACAGGUUUAUAUUAUCCGAGAUACGUACGUCAAGCUGACCCUGCUGAACUCCAUGGGUCACGAGAUGUCCAAGUGUAAGACAUCCAUCUGUCGGGGGCAGCCCAACCCGACCUACAAAGAGACGUUUGUCUUCCAGGUAGCCCUCUUCCAGCUAUCGGACGUCACGCUCAUCCUCUCCGUCUACAACAAGCGCAGCAUGAAGCGCAAGGAGAUGAUUGGCUGGAUUUCGCUCGGCCUCAACAGCUCCGGGGAGGAGGAGCUCACCCACUGGACGCAGAUGAAAGAGUCCAAAGGACAGCAGGUCUGCCGCUGGCACAGUUUGCUUGAAUCCUAACGGCGGCUGAGGAGUGAGUUGGGAGUGAGUUGGGAGCAAAAGGGUGAAACCGCACAGAGGAGCAAGACGUGGAUAAAGUUCCGCGGGGGAGGAGGGAUGUGACAGAACCUGUUGAGCCUGGCAUAACAUAAGCAUUUCCAUGGCACUGUGUGUAACGUCACAUUACAACAACCAUCGAUUAGUAAUAUGGCAAGUAAUGUGAUGUCAAGGAUUGUCUCGUCAUGACCUUUUGGGUUUUUUACUGCAGAUGGCACUUUUAAACCCGUUGAGGUGGGGCCUGUUCCAAAAAACAGGUUCUGGAUGGUUUAAAUCUGGUAAUUUUGUGCGCCCACACCUCUGGCCCAAACAACUGUCGACUAUCCCUCAUCUUGUCGUGAAAAUUUUCAUUUACAAUUGAAAGUCCUCAAACCCCCAUAAGGGUUAGCCUUUAAGGGCUGUUAUUAAUGUUAUAGUAAAAAUGCCUUUAGAAAAGCCAUACAAGGACAAAAAUAGUCAUAUCGCGCAUCAGUUUGAGUUUUCCUUUCUCUCCCUGUGAAACAUAAAAAUACUUCAACGACUCCCUCUGCUCUCAGGUAAGGGUCCAUAAAUGAAUAGACUAGCUAACCUUGCACAUAUAAAAUAACACUUGACCAUUGGCUAGUUAGUACUCAGCAGAGCAAUAUGAUAGUUUGAGAGGAGAGUUUUAUUUAUUCCUUUAACUGUCAUCCUCCUCCUCGUGGUCUCACAGCACAGGUCUUAUGCUGCGUUCACACCAAACGCGAGGCCAAAUCUUUCGCGCAGUGGGCCACACAACCAUGUCCGGGGUCUACUUCGCACUGCUCGACUGGCUCCGGCCCGGUCCGCUUCAACCAAUGACGCCGUUUCCCUAGCUGAUCGGUCACGCAGUGUCUGCUGCAGAGGUGACGGAGAGAUGAUCGUACGUCCACCAGCCGUCGUCUCCUCCUCUCCUUGAAUUUCACCAGAUGUCGAUGGCAUAAGCCAGAUGUGUGGCUACAUUAAGUUACCAUCACUGCCCACGCCAACUACUCUGAUCAUCACCUAUUAAUCGCCACGAUCGUCAUUCCCUUUUUGACUAGAAACCAAAACAUGCCAUUUCUUCCAUCCAAGACUUAAUGAAACAAGUUUCUUCAACUUAACUUGGCGUCAGGUAAAAGUCCCCGUGUUGUAAAUGUUGCUGGUUAUUACUUUGCCAAAGCGUAAUUCACCAUCUGUUGCAUUCAAACAUAUGCAGGACUCGGGGGAACAGAGGAACACCCGAGGAUUUCUUUUAUAGCCUGUGGAGAAAUAAUUUGAAGAUUCGAGUCAAUAUGACUACAUUUUAAUGAAUUCUUGUCUCAGUCGACACUGCCAAGGUUAAACAUCUCAUCUCUGAGCCUCGAACAAUAAAACAGCACGUGUCUAAUUUUAGACACAGUUUUCCAAGCAAAUACAAUUCAUGACAAAUAACCGUGACAACACAGACAGCGACGUUGUCGCGGUUGAUGUUGAGAUGAAGAGCGGUAGUGCUCCCUGACAAGGAAUGUGCUUUUUCCGCACUGUCAGAUAUUUUUGGAAAACAGUCGUUUGCGUAAGCAGAUUGAUAUUAUGUAGAAUAGUGUCGUGGUGACUUUAUCGGUUUGAUAAUCUUGGGUUUCCGUCGACCAUUCAAAAGAUACACUGGAUGUCAAUGAACUUUUCAAAGACAUCUCAAGACACAAAUAUUAACGGAAAUCUCUUCACAGCAGUGAACCUAACAGGUGAGAAGAAACUGUACCUGUUACUCUCUUGUACUUGCUAUGGUGCUAUGUAGGCGCUGUGGCUGCAAACACACACACACACACACACACGGAAUCUCUUGCCUUAGUCGGUCAACACAUCCAUUUUUCUCAGCGGAGACUUGAAUCCGAUACAGACACCCUCAGAGCACACAGACCUGCGUUUUACAGAUUUGUUUUACAAUUACAGAUUACACACACCACUCGGCUUCGCCGAAGGUGAUUCAGACUUCUAGGAACUGUUGUCACAGGAGCGUGUGUAUCAACAGACUCGCAGAACGUGGGUUAUUGUUUCGUAUUUUUAACUGUGGACACUUUCUCGCGUCAUUGAAUUCUACAGACAAAAAAAACAACAAAUGCAUAUAUUCCUCACUGUGCCUGUGGUUGUGGUGAAAGCUAGCUUCGUGCAGUGUUAACCAAGUGGAUGUGCCUGUGUGUGUGUGUGCGUGCGCGUGUGUGUGUGUGUGUGUGUGUGUGUUGAAUGCAAAGGUACAGUAAAGGAGACGCUGGGGGCUGUGAUAUCAGUAGUUGUUUCAUUUUCUUGCUGGAUGUGAUAAAUUGUGACUUUAAUUACCGGUAUUUAGAACAAAAUAACCCACUUCUUGACCGUCUGCUAUAAAGUUUAUAUACAUUAAAUGUUUUCCUAUCUAUUUUUGUAACAAUAAUGGGGGGGGGGGGCUUAAAUGUGUCGAGACAGUUAUUAGUGAUUCAAAUAUUAACCCAACUCUGUGAGCAAUACUAUUGUGGAUUGCUGCUCAUUGUUAUUCUACGAGAGUGUAAAGUAACACGACUAUGUGUCAUAGCAGCUGGUACAUUCUCCUCUCUAAAACCGGGGAGGGAAAGUGACGGACCGGCAGAGCUCGUGUCAAUCCCAUCUGUCAAGACUUCUGAAGCCUCGAUGCUUUUCCAACAGCGUGGAACAAAAGCACAGCCUUAACAGCACAACGGCGAAACACACCAUGUGAAAGAUCAGACGUGCAUUUGACACAUCGUAUAAUUUUUCAAUCCAGAAUGAGAUGGUAAAUCCACAGUUGCGUGACCUUGCCGUGUUUAGUAACAUUUGCUCCUUCAUCACCUCCUGCUCGUCAAACCUACCGAAAGAAAGGGAUGGUGAUCUAUAGUUGAAUCACCAGAAGCUGUGGAGGAAUAUGCUGUAAAUACCUUUAAAGUCUGUAUUAUUAUCAACGAGGAAGUUGGUUUGCGUGCAUCUCACUUUCUCCGUGGAUGAUGAUGUGGCGAACAUUGGUGGAAAGAAAAAUGCUCUUCACCGACUCAUCACUGAACGUUGAUGAUGCCAUAAAGAAAUUGGUAACUGGACGUAAAUUGAAAAAGGGUAGACUAUACUCUCACACCAUCUUUACAGCACCACACACCCUGUGGAAUGUUAAAACCAAGUCCUGCUACUAAAUACGGAAGCAAAAGAGGGCCAAUAAAAUGCUGUUAUUUAGGAUGUAUCUGAAGUUAUUUGAUUUAAAAUUUCAACUUUGGUCAGAGUUGUACUGGAAAAGUUCAAGGAACCUAAAAUGAAACGAAAAAGUUAAAGUUAUAAUAUAUACGAUCAACACCUCUGUCCUGUUGUUCUGUCAGUCAUGUGAAACCCAAACACUUGUAUUUAUAGUUUGUGUUUUCAAUUCGUUCUUUUUUUAAUUCAGACCACAUCGAUUUAGAUAAUGAUUUCCGAGGUAAAAUACUUUUAAUUUAGAGGUAAUUAGAUUUCAAUACUAACGUAUUCGGCAGUUAGUUUUCAUUUGGGUUGCAAUUUGGCAUGCAGCAUUAAACUAUCAGAGUAUUGCCUUUCUUUGCUUCCAUACAGAUGACACGCGGUGGAGGAACAUCCUCUUCCAAUGUUUUGCUCGUCUUUCACAAGAUGUGUUUCACCCAUAAGGUUUUUAAAACGAUGUAUACGUGCUUAGCUCGAAGUAUGGUUUUCAUUCGCUUUCACUUUCUUAACACGUUUUUGAAGACUUUUCUGAAUUUUACUGCUGGUCUUCUCUGAUUUGGUUUUGAAUCGACCUAUGCCUCACACACGGCAUCGGUGCCUUACUGUUUUUCACUCGGCUACCUUGUGUCACGGUGUCUUAAUGUAUUUGUAAAUGUUCCAUCCCUCUGUACUGCUCGGGCAGAGUUGUAAAAUGUCUUACAAACUGAUUUAUGAUAGAGGCAGUUUACAUGUGGUAAGAUUAUUGUUUAUAAAGGAAUAACAA
Scophthalmus maximus (turbot) is the source of this 5709-nucleotide messenger RNA. It is a transcript of the gene syt14a, whose product is annotated as synaptotagmin XIVa. The record is from RefSeq and is a predicted model, not a curated record. The transcript is spliced from 9 exons. Lineage: Eukaryota; Metazoa; Chordata; Actinopteri; Pleuronectiformes; Scophthalmidae. The coding region runs from base 39 to 1751 and encodes 570 amino acids.